AUGUCCGAAACGGUCGAUAUUACUGUUGAAUUCACUGGUGGCCUGGAGAUGCUCUUUGAUAAUGUGUCCAAGCACUCGCUGUCACUCGCCAAAGACGCUGACGACGGAAAACCACCUACUGUCGGAUACCUGGUCAAGUACUUGUGCAGUAACUUGAUGAAGGACUCGAGAAAAGAGCUGUUUGUGCUCGAUGGAAACGUUCGACCAGGGAUUCUCGUUUUGAUAAACGAGUCUGACUGGGAACUCGAGGGUGAAGACAAAUACGAACUAGUCAACAAAGACACGGUUCUAUUCGUGUCUACCCUCCACGGUGGCUAA
Messenger RNA from Fonsecaea erecta, 318 nucleotides. RefSeq lists its product as hypothetical. The coding region runs from base 1 to 318 and encodes 105 amino acids. Lineage: Eukaryota; Fungi; Ascomycota; Eurotiomycetes; Chaetothyriales; Herpotrichiellaceae. The record is from RefSeq and is a predicted model, not a curated record. Gene Ontology annotation, molecular function: protein tag activity. The transcript is spliced from 3 exons. Gene Ontology annotation, biological process: tRNA thio-modification; protein urmylation. Gene Ontology annotation, cellular component: cytoplasm; nucleus.